This is a messenger RNA of Bathycoccus prasinos, 1302 nucleotides long. RefSeq names its product pre-mRNA-splicing factor cwc2. The record is from RefSeq and is a predicted model, not a curated record. The coding region runs from base 1 to 1302 and encodes 433 amino acids. Gene Ontology annotation, cellular component: Prp19 complex; U2-type catalytic step 1 spliceosome; U2-type catalytic step 2 spliceosome. Gene Ontology annotation, molecular function: metal ion binding; U6 snRNA binding; pre-mRNA binding. NCBI's taxonomy places the organism in Eukaryota, Viridiplantae, Chlorophyta, Mamiellophyceae, Mamiellales, Bathycoccaceae. The transcript has a single exon.
AUGCUCGAAAAAGAGGACGACGAGGAGGUGUACAAAGGACCGAGUUUACCACCACCACCAAAACCAUCGCUCCGAAAUGGAAAACAACAACAACAACAACAACAACAAAUCGUCAAAGCCGCCGCAGCGGUACACGCGUCGCUUUGGUCGCACAACAGGAACGACGCGACUUUGAAACGAAGCGGAGGCGACGAUCCAAACGAAAACGACGAUGACUUUGCAGAGGUGAACGAAAAUUCGCACUGGUGGACGCUCGAGGCGCGAUCGGUGGCUUUAUCGAGGGAGGCGAAAGUGCAAUGGAAUCCAGAGGUGGAUUUACCGUGCGAGGACGCGCGAGAGAGGCAAAUGAAAGCGCAAACCGGGGAGUUUAACGUUUGGUACGGGAAAUCUGCGACGACACCAGGGGCGAUGUCGUAUCACGAUCGGAAACCGGCACCGACGAGGUGCGUGGCGGCGUUUGAUUGCGGGACGACGAAAGCGGACGCGUUGGCGGAUACGACGGAGAAUACGAGUAUUUAUUGGUGUUUGCACUUUGCGAGAGGGAGGUGCACGUACGGGAACUGUUGCGAGUAUAUACACAGGUUGCCAACCGGCUUGGACGAUGCGAAGAGAAAGGAUUUGAUGUACGAUUUGUUCGGGAGGUCGAAGCAUGCGUUAGAAAAAGCGGACAACAGCGGCGCGGGGAGUUAUUUGAGAGACGUGAGGACGUUGUUCAUUUACUACGCCGGGUCGGUGCCGGAACAUUGGGGUUCGGAUCGAAUGGAACGAGAGAUUAGGAAAGAUUUCGGCGAGUGGGGAGCGAUUGAAGCCGUGGACGUGAAACACGAUCGAACUUUUUGCUUCGUGAGGUAUAAGUUUCGCGCGAGCGCGGAGUUUGCGAAAGAAGCGAUGGAAGGCCAGAGGAUUGGCAACUCAAAGAUUCACGAGUUGCCGUUAUCCGUGAGAUGGGCGAACGACGAUCCUAAUCCCGUGGCAAUUGUGAGAGUGAAGAGAGAACGCGAGACGUUAGUCGCGGAUGCGAUUAUUCGUGGGAUUGAAAAGAAGCAGAGAGAAAUGUCUGCGAAGGACGCCUUGGAACAGAAGAUGAUGGCGCAGGUGAAAGAAGGAGAAGCGUAUCCAGACACGUCGGCAUUCUACGCCGACGACCAAGGGAAGAAAGCGAUGGAAGAUGCGGAGAAAGAGAAGAAAGACGAGGAAGAGAGAAACAGAAAAUCGUUCAAAAGUAACAACGUCGAGGAAGAAGAAGAGGAAGAGGAGGACGAUGACGACGGAGUCACGUUCGAUCCAGACGAUUACGAAUAG